Messenger RNA from Cryptomeria japonica (Japanese cedar), 381 nucleotides. RefSeq names its product antimicrobial peptide 1-like. The record is from RefSeq and is a predicted model, not a curated record. The coding region runs from base 1 to 381 and encodes 126 amino acids. The transcript has 3 exons. Gene Ontology annotation, biological process: negative regulation of growth; defense response. NCBI's taxonomy places the organism in Eukaryota, Viridiplantae, Streptophyta, Pinopsida, Cupressales, Cupressaceae.
AUGGCCGAGUGGUCUAAGGCGCCAGACUCAAGUUCUGGUCCUCUAACGAGGGCGUGGGUUCAAAUCCCACUUCUGACAUUUGUUUUGACUAGCUCUGGACUAUCUCUGAAAGGUCAUUCGAUUGAGGCCCAGAUUUCCUCUAUAAAUACAAAGCACAACUCCUCGAGUUCUGGGUGUAGUAACCAGGCUGCUACUUACAGUAACUGUGGGUGUACUAAUGUAGCCAGCGAUUUGCAUGGAGGAUAUCAGUUUGUAUACCAAGGACAAACUGCUGCUGCUUAUAAUGCUGCUAAUUGUGAUGGCGUAGCACAUACUCGCUUUACUAGCAGUGUAAGCGGCUGCACCGCGUUUGGCUGGAACAGCUUCUUCAUUCAGUGCUGA